Molecule: messenger RNA, 3471 nt
Organism: Ictalurus furcatus (blue catfish)
Lineage: Eukaryota; Metazoa; Chordata; Actinopteri; Siluriformes; Ictaluridae
Product: calcium homeostasis modulator protein 3-like
Exons: 4
Coding region: 1788-2780 (330 amino acids)
Molecular function (GO): monoatomic cation channel activity
Source: RefSeq, a predicted model, not a curated record
AGACAUAUACCUCUUCAUUGCUUUGUCAGCAUUCCUUUAACUGUAUGCACCAGCAGCAGCAAUACUACUACUGCUACUACUGCUACUGCUACUACUAUUACUACUAGUGCUACUGCUACUACUACGAUUAGUGCUACUGCUACUACUACUACUACUACUACUACUACUACGACUAGUGCUACUGCUACUACUACUACUACUGCUACUACUACUACUACUACUAAUAAUAAUAAUAAUAGAUUAAGUGGGUGCACGGUGGCUUAGUGGUUAGCACAUUCACCUCACACCGCCAUGAGACUAGGGUUCGCCAUGACUUGAUUCCCGCUGCUGCCCUGUGUGUGCAGAGUUUGCAUUUUCUCCCUGUACUGCGAGGAUUUCCUCCAGGUACUCUGGUUUCCUCCCCCAGUGCAAGUUAUACAUGGUAGGCUGAUUGGCAUCUCCUAAGUGUCCGUAGCGUGUGAGUGUGUAUGUGAUUGUGCCCUGUGAUGGAUUGGCACCCUGUCCAGGGUGUACCCCGCCUUGUGCCCGAUGCUCCCUGGUAUAGGCUCCAGGUUCCCCAUGACCCUUAAGCAUAAGCGGCAUAGAAGAUGGAUGGAUGGAUGGAUGGAUAAUAAAUUAAGCUGAAUGAGUCUUUUACUGAAGGUGCACUGCUGUUUGACCAUUAGGGCAAGAAGGGGAUGUGAUAGUCCAGGAUGGAUAAUAGUUUGCUUAGUGUCCUCCUUUCAACAACCAUCUCAAAACUAUCUGGGCCAUCCCAGGACAGAGCCAGCCUUCUUUAAUAGUUUGUUGAGAUUCCUUGCUUCUCUGGCUCUAAUGCUAGCCCCCAGCAUAUUGACACAAAGAAGACAGCACUUAAAGAUAGACUAUAAGGUACAUAACUAGACGAUAGAUACAAAAGAUAAUGGCACUACUUUCCUUAGAAAGGCCUAGGUGUGAAUGCAAAUCAUAUGGUAGUGGCGGAUGGGUGAUGGUAAAAAGCCUUACACAUUUACAAAGAAAGAAAAGAUGAGGGACUAAUUUGCAAACCUCGGCUCAGCUACAGCACUGUUUCACCACCAGAGGACACUCAUACUAUGUCUAAAGCUCUAUCGCUUUCAAAAGUACUCCUUUCAUUAAUUUCUACUAUUACAUGUAGGCUACUUCCCCACAUGAUGUUCGUGUUGUGCAUGUUUUCUUUUAUGUCGAUAUGAAUGAAAUAAAAGGGGUGUCACUAUUAGGCAUCAUGGUUUACUCACGCCGAAAAACCGAUUCGUCUGAUCUAGAAGUUUCUCUAGAGUAAGCCCAUGUCACUUCCGGAUAAAAUCAAGAAAGGAGACGUUUACUGUCAUGCAGAGAGUGACAGAUUCAUGAAACUGUAUUCAUCUAUAGCCUACAACUUUCACACCGCAUUCCUGGCUGUACACUAUGCACUUUAGUCUAGUGUUAUUGUACUGUGUGUUUGUCUUUGAUGCUGUGGUUAUACACCUGUUGGGUGGAGCAGGGGAAGAGCCUAAGCUGAUGCAAACAGAUGUGCUGCCCUACACCAGUGUCUGAGCAUUUACCUCCACACGGUUUAGUUAUUGCGAUGGACUUUUUAUAACCGAAACGUAUUCGACAAGUGGGGUCAUGGGGUCUAAAUGCAACAUUAUGCCGGAAGCUUAUUUACAUUCUUUAAAAAGAAGGAUUUAAUCAAACCGGAUUGUUUGUUUUGAGUAGUUUGAAUACUGCAGUUCUGUGUAAACUUCCACACGCGACACACUGCACUGCGUUGUUCUUUUCAGGUCGUCGUCUCCUAACUUUUUUUCCUAAUGGAUCGCUUAAAGGUAGUUUUGCAAUAUUUCCAGUCGAAUUCCGAGUCCAUUUCUAAUGGUAUAUGCGUGCUGCUGGCUCUGGUAGCGGUGAAACUCUACACGAGCUUUGAUUUCAACUGCCCUUGUCUGCCGCAGUACAAUAAAAUGUACGCACUCGGUGUGAUGUUUGUUCCUCCGGUUAUUCUCUUCUUACUCGGAAUUUUGGUUAAUCGGCAUACUGGAGUGAUGAUGGAGGAAUGGGCCAGACCUACAGGCAGGAGGGCCAAAAAUCCAGCUGUUGUGAAGUAUUUGUUUUCAGCUAUGAUGCAGCGGGCCAUGUUAGCUCCCAUGGUGUGGAUCCUGGUAUCUUUACUGGAUGGGAAGUGUUUCAUUUGUGCCUUCAGCAUGAGCGUGGACCCUAAACACUUCAGCGGGUUUCCUAGUGACACUGGUCUGGAUCUGAUCAGGAUCAUGGCUAAGGUGCCCUGCAAGGAAGACAGCAUCUUCAAAGACAGUACUUUCCGGAAAGCUGUCUCACGCUAUGUGCGCUGUUACUCUCAAGCAAUAGGUUGGUCCAUCCUUCUCUGCCUUAUUUUUCUGGGUGCAGUGGCUCGAGUCAUUAAACCAUGCUUCAAUCAUGCCGCCUUUCUUCAGACACGCUACUGGAGCAAUUACUUGGACGUUGAGGCAAAGCUUUUUGAUGAGACUUGUGUACAUCAUGCCAGAGAGUUUGCCAAAAAAUGUGUAGUGCAUUUCUUUGAGAGUAUUGAUGAUGAUGGGGUUCUCAGGAUGCCACUAUCCCCCAACCUCAGAUUUAAGAAAAGCCAUGAUGAGAAUGAAGAAGAAGAUGAGCGUCUCCACGGUGUGACCAGGAAGGAUCAGGUGGAUCACUUGCUCCAAACCUGGUUCCAAUGCAAACCUGAGCUGGAUGUGACCAAGAUGGUGUAUAGGCCCACUAAAUGUAUUACUUGGGAAGACCCUAAUGGACAUAUACUUUACUCAGAUGUAUGACGUGACAGUAAAAUAAUAUAAAUAGUGCGUAUAUUUGAAGGAUCAAAUGUAAGAUAGAAAGCUUAUCAAAUUGAAAGAAUGUAGAUGUAAGGCAACCUGUAUUAGAUUUUAAAUGAAUUUAGCUCUUAAUUGUAUGGACUCCUGUUGAAAGGGAAUUUUCACAGUCAUCCCAGUCAACUAAGUUCCUGUAAAACGUUUAUCUUAAAAGUGAAAUAUUUUUAUAUUUGUUUAUAUUUUUAAAACUUAAAAAUGUUCCACAAAACAUCGAGUAAAGCUUUGAUAUUAUGCUACCUCUUUAUUACAACAGUUGUAAAAAAAAAAAAAAGAAAGAAAGAAAGAAAAAAAAAUGUAUGUUAAAGAUAUUGCAUAAAGAUAUAGAAAAAAAGAAUUUUCUACAUCUGACAAUUGCCUGACAAUUGUAUGUACUAGAAAGUUUGCACCAGACUUUCAGACAGUCAAGUUACUGUAGAAACCUUGCAUGUGGAGAUUUGCCUGUGCCAGGACUGGAUUUGUUUCAUUUUGCAUGGCUCUCCCCACACACAUUACUCAGCAGUGACAUGCAUAUGAAUAUGAUGCAAAUGUAGAGAUUCAUAUGUCAGUAAACACAAUAAAGAGAUUUUAACGUUUACUGAUCUUGACAUCAGUGGUUUUCUUGUGCUGCAUGCAGCAGAUAGAUUAUUACUGAUAAUAG